AUGUCAAAUUCCCGAACCAAUCUGGACGAGGUCGUCGCACCAGCGCCCAUCCAUACCAGCCCAGAAAAACCUUCCGACACCAAGGAUUAUUUGGACAAUCGGAAUGCAAAUGAGGACCGAGAAGCACAUCCAAGUUCCAAUGAAGGCAAUCGUGUGCCAAAAGAGCAAGCCUCAAAUGUCCCGAGUGGGCAUCAUGCCUCCGACACUUGGCGAACUAUAUACAUCGUCAGCCAUCUUACAUUUUUCUCAUUUCUCGGCACCCUUUUACGAAUCGCCGUGGAGUGUUUGACGUUUUACCCAGGUGCACCUAUCGCCACCAGUGUUCUUUGGGCCAAUGUUGGAGGUAGUAUGGUCAUGGGAUUCCUUAGCGAAGACAAGAAUCUCUUCCUCCCCAAGAAGCCCGAUCCGAAAAAUCCAGACGAAGAGAGCAACUCGGCACUGCAGAGGGUGGAAUCUCAGAGUCCACCAAAAAAGACAAUCCCUCUUUAUGUCGGUUUGACUACGGGCUUUUGCGGAAGCUUCACUUCUUUCUCUACCUUCAUCCGAGACAUCUUUCUGGCGACUAUCAACUCUCUUCCUGUGCCUCUUGGUCAAUACACUGCCUUGUCGCUAUUUGCAACGCCUCCCGCUACAGCCAAAGCCCCAAGCGGAGGUUUCAGCUUCAUGGCUAUGCUGGCAGUGUUAUUUACAGAGAUUGGACUAUCCCUGGUUGGAUUGUUCCUUGGUGCCCAUCUCGCUAUUGUUGUCUCACCAUGGACACCUAGCCUGCCCAGGAAAUUCUUGAACAUACUCAAUCCUCUGAUGAUUAUUCUGGCUGUCCUGUCAUGGGUGGCAGUCAUUUGCCUCGUUAUCCUAUUGCCCGACUAUGGCCAAGAUAGCACGAUCUGGAGCGCUGAACUAUGGAGAGGCCCGGUACUCUUCUCUUUGGUGUUCUCUCCCCUCGGGUGCCUGACUCGGUUCUUCCUCUCACUCAAAAUGAACGCGCGGAUGGCUUCGUUCCCUCUCGGAACAUUUGUCGCAAAUGUUGCUGGCACCAUGGUGCUGGGUAUGGCAUACUCCCUACAGCAUGCUUCGAUCAGUGUUUCUGCCUAUGGUGGUGGAAGCAUCAUCGGAUGUCAAGUUCUCCAGGGCGUUAUGGAUGGAUUUUGUGGAUGUCUGACAACAGUCAGCACUUGGGUGUUAGAGCUUUCGGGCCUACGCAGACGUCAUGCAUAUAUAUAUGGGGCGAUAUCUGUCGUGGUGGCAUACUGUGCAUUGGUUGUGGAGAUCGGGAGCUUGAAAUGGUCUAUAGGUCUGACAACUCCGGUGUGCUUUGCGGAAUGA
Molecule: messenger RNA, 1323 nt
Organism: Penicillium salamii
Lineage: Eukaryota; Fungi; Ascomycota; Eurotiomycetes; Eurotiales; Aspergillaceae
Source: the annotation of a GenBank genome assembly